Molecule: messenger RNA, 1287 nt
Organism: Lineus longissimus
Lineage: Eukaryota; Metazoa; Nemertea; Pilidiophora; Heteronemertea; Lineidae
Product: putative nuclease HARBI1
Exons: 1
Coding region: 250-1287 (345 amino acids)
Source: RefSeq, a predicted model, not a curated record
AACACUAAGGGAGACUUUAAGUCAACCUUUAGCUAAAUUUCAUUUCAAGAACCAACCUUUAUUUCUGGCUAAAGGACUCCUUUAUGUAUCUUCCUUAAGCAAAGGUUGGGCCAUUUCUAGAACCUUCCUUCAUUACAGGAAAUGCUUUAAAUUGCUGUAAGGAGGCCUUUAAACAUAAGGUUGGUCUGGAGUAUCCUUUAGUCUCCCUUUAGUAGCCGAUGUGGAAGGAUCUCUUCUGAUAACUCAGCGAUGGGCGAUUAUGUCAACCGACUAGUGCGUCUUUAUGACGUCAAUGUGCGUAUGCCACGCAUCCGGACACUGCUUCCUCAGUUUCGAGAGGAUGAUUUCAGUGACGACGCCUUUUUUGAUCGAUUUCGGUUCACCAAGGAUGGAUUUAACCAGCUGAUGCACUUCAUUGGCGACGACAUCCCGGAACCUGAGAACAAUCGUGGACACCCCAUGUCACCAAGGACCCAAGUGCUAGUUGCACUCCGUUACUAUGCGACAGGUUCGUUUCAGAUCGUUCACGGAGAUUUGCAAGGAGUGUCCCAGCCAUCGGCUUCAAGACUUGUUAAAAGGGUUUCAGGACUGUUAACAAGAAAACGAGCCGAAGUAAUUCGUUUUCCAAUUGGACAGGAAGCUGUUGAAAAUAAAAGGAAAUUCUAUGAACAGUAUGGUUUUCCUGAUGUGCUAGGUUGCGUUGACGGAGUUCAUGUGCCCAUCGAAGCCCCAAGCUUGGACGAACGUGAAAUUUAUAGAUGUCGCAAGGGUUUCAUGUCGCUGAAUGUUCAAGGCAUCGCAGAUACAGAUCUGAAAUUCAUCAACAUUGUUAAUCGAUGGCCGGGGUCAACUCAUGAUUCACGGAUUUUCGAUAACAGCCGGAUUUGUUUCCAGCUUGAACAACGCCAAUUCGAAGGCCUUCUGCUUGGAGAUAAAGGCUACGCUUGCCUACCAUUUUUAAUGACGCCAUUUCGGAACCCAGCUGGCCGUGCACAAAGGCGAUACAACAGAUCACACAAGAGUACAAGAUCUGCAGUUGAAAUAAUGUUUGGUAUAUGGAAACGCAAAUUUCCGUGUUUGAAACAGGGUAUAAGAGUGAAGCUUGACACAGCAAUGUCCGUCAUCACUGCGACUGCAGUAUUGCACAAUAUUGCCAUUGAUCUGAAGGAGCCAGAUGUUGGUGAAGAGGCUGAGGCUGAGGAUGACGAUGUCCCUGUAGUCGAUAGGGAUGAUAAUGUCAUGGGUGCUUCUAUCAGACAAACAAUUGUUCAACAACAUUUUCAAUAA